Entamoeba invadens IP1 is the source of this 792-nucleotide messenger RNA. RefSeq names its product pyrroline-5-carboxylate reductase, putative. The record is from RefSeq and is a predicted model, not a curated record. The coding region runs from base 1 to 792 and encodes 263 amino acids. Gene Ontology annotation, biological process: L-proline biosynthetic process. The transcript has a single exon. Gene Ontology annotation, molecular function: pyrroline-5-carboxylate reductase activity. Lineage: Eukaryota; Evosea; Mastigamoebida; Endamoebidae.
AUGGAGGGAAUGGAGGUGAGUGUGAUUGGGACCGGUAACAUGGGAGGUGCCAUAGUGAGAGGACUUGCGAGUGGGACAUUUUUUCAACAAAAUAAAAUACAUGCAGCUAAUAGAACGAUGGAGAAGUUGAAUCAAUUGAAGAAGGAAUACCCUGACAUCGAUGUGACGACAGAUAAUAAGAGAGCGAUUCAAAUUGCGAGUGUUAUAGUAUUAACAGUUAAGCCAUAUUUAAUAGAAAAGGUGAUUAAAGAGAUCCGACCGAAUAAGAAACAAAUUGUUGUGUCCGUAGCAGCGGGGAUCACCUUUGACGAACUUUCUGAGAUGCUUGGCGACGAGUCGUAUAGUCUGUUCCGAGUCAUUCCGAACACUGCGAUUAGUGUUCGACGGAGCGCAACACUCAUAUCGUCGAGAAAUGCUACAGAAGAACAAAUUCAACUGAUUGGAAAGUUGUUUUCAGAGGUGGGCAGUGUCUCCUUUGUUGAGGAAAAGAUGAUGACAGCAAUGACGUCGCUCUCUUCUUGUGGAAUGGCUUUUGUGUUCAAAUACAUUGAAGCAGCGACACAAGCCGGAGUCGAGAUGGGAAUACCUCCACAUGAGGCAAGAAAGCUUGUGGCACAAACAUUUGCGGGAGUUGCUGAAAUAAUGGAAAGAUCAGAUACCCAUCCAGCGCUGGAAAUCGAAAAAGUGUGUACCCCGGGAGGAAUCACUAUUAAAGGUGUUAACCAGCUGGACCAUGACAACUUCGCGUCUGCUGUUAUCAACGCGUAUAAAGCCGCAGACUGCGACAGAUGA